AUGGCGGGGCAGACGACCGGCAACCAGCCCUUCAACCCAUACCUCUCCAACGCACAACAGGAGCUACUUCUUGCCGCAUUGGCUUCAAACAACCCAUCUGCCAAUCGCGAAAAAUCAAAGCCAUCUGCCGACAUGAGUUCCCUCGAUUUUGAGGAUACCAGCCCUUAUCUCGAUUAUCUGGACGGAGAUACCAGCUUCGACUUCGACGCUUCCGAUCUGGGCGGUCAACACAUGUUUGACAACAUGGGCAGCGCUGCUAGCAACAAGUCCGACUCGACCGAUGGCGACAAGCCCGACAAGCGCAAGAGCCCGGAAGAGGAUUCGCUCGAGGACGAAGUCGACGCCAAAAGAAGAGAAGGCGAACCAAAGGAGGCCAAGAAACCUGGCAGGAAACCUCUGACCUCGGAGCCUACUACUGUAAGUAAACCAUCGUGUGCUGCUCCCAUGCUAUGGAGCUGA
This is a messenger RNA of Aureobasidium uvarum, 459 nucleotides long. Lineage: Eukaryota; Fungi; Ascomycota; Dothideomycetes; Dothideales; Saccotheciaceae. The record is from the annotation of a GenBank genome assembly.